AAUGAGCUGCCUGAACGUGCCCGGGGUGCAGCCCGGCUCGCCCGCCAAGGCGCGCGGCCAGAUCCAGGUGAUUUUCGGGCCCAUGUUCUCCGGGAAAAGCACAGAACUCAUGCGCAGGGUCCGCAGAUUCCAGAUUGCACAGUACAAAUGCCUGGUGAUAAAGUACGCCAAGGACACUCGUUACUGCACCAAUGGGGUCUCCACGCAUGACAGGAAUACCAUGGAGGCUUUUUCAGCCUGUUAUCUCAAAGAUGUGCAGCAGGAGGCGCUUGGUUCAGCUGUGAUUGGUAUUGAUGAAGGCCAGUUUUUCCCAGACAUUGUGGAGUUCUGCGAGGCGAUGGCCAAUGCAGGGAAGACGGUAAUUGUUGCUGCCCUCGAUGGGACCUUCCAAAGGAAGGCAUUUGGGAGCAUCCUGAACCUGGUCCCCUUGGCAGAGAGUGUAGUGAAGCUGAAUGCUGUAUGCAUGGAGUGUUACCGGGAGGCUUCAUACACUAAGAGGCUGGGUGCUGAGCGGGAGGUUGAAGUUAUUGGAGGGUCAGACAAGUAUCACUCUGUCUGCCGUGUCUGCUACUUCAGGAAGCGACCUCAGCAGGCUGGGCCAGAAAACAAAGAGAACCUGCCUGUGGGAGCCAAACAGGUGGAUGCCAUAGCCUCUCGAAAGGUCUUGGCUUCGCGACAGAUGCAGUGGAGCCCAGCAAACUGAGCAGGGGAGGCUAGAGACUACAACUUUAGGGCUUUAAAGCUGGCUUUCUCCUCUGUUCAGCCUAGAGCUGUCUUGUGGCCUCCCCAUGCUACCUGCCAAACCUAACUGCUGCUUGUGUGUGCUGAGCUACAAAGAACCACGCAAGCCUCCAUGUAGAAGGGACAAAAGGGGAGAACAAUGACAAACAGGAGUCAGGCAAGCAACCAAGGGGAAAGUCCUCUGCCAUGGGAUCUGGGCAAGAAAUGGGAGGCACUUACGGAGGCAUCCACACUGCAACAGACCCUAGUCCCUGAGUGUGGGACUUCCCAGUACACCCAUCUGUCCAGGCUUCUGAGUAACAAAUUCCUCCCAACUUCUGGUUACCCCUCUAAAGCACUUUUGACCUCCCUCCCUGACACUGUUGCUGGGUUUUGCUUGUGUUCUUAAGGACCUUGCCUGUUCCUAACUAGCUUAUGCAUUUGACUUGCUGCCUGGGGAUGCCCUGUCCCUAGGUGCCACUGGGGCAGGAGGACCUCAUUGCUUUAGCCCCUUCAUUAUAUUGCCUCUUACUCCAUUCUUAGGUAAAUGGCCUCAGUCCUCCCAUCCCUAUUAGUGUCUUCUCCUGCUAUCACUACACCCCAGCCAUUAUCUUCCCUCCCAAACAUCAGUUUGCCCUCUAACAAUGCUUAUAUGCAGCUGCCUCCACCCCCUCUCUGGCAAGCAGCUGUAAUUCUCCCUCCCCCGUUGCACUUCAGUGUCUGUCCAAUUUAAGAUGAUUUCUCUGAUUAUACUUGCUAAGUGACUGAGUUGCUCUCAGUCAGGGCUGUUCCAUUCCAAGGGGUUUUUACUGUUACCAGCAGUGGAGGUGGCAUUGAUGUGUUUAUUUUUAGGGUUAGGUGGGUGUUCUGUUUUUAGUUUCAGGUGUACUAACUCAAGGAGUGAGGCCCUGCUCCUCCCUGCAUCCCCCCUAAUGAGGGUGGAGGAUAGUCACCCCUCCAGCCAUGGUAUCCAAGCUCUUAACACAGACUAACUGAAAACAAUGCUCUCCUGAGGUGAGGUGGAGCUCGGGCUGAUGUUAAAGGGUGACAUCUGCUUCAGUGGAGCCUAGUUCUGCUAAUACCACUGUGCACAGCUGCUUACUUGCCUAAGAGUUUGCAGACAGUGGGUCUAAAAGCCCUGUGGCCUGAUGGAAAGGAUGCCCUCUGUGCCUCUACUAGAGGGAGUAAAGAUUAGUGCAGGCAGGGGCUUUGAGUAGCAUUGCUGGUGAGUGCCCCACCCCUUAUUUUGUAGUAAAUCUGAAAGUUGCCUCUGCUGAGCACUAUUUUUAAUCUCCCAGAGGGAUGUGUCUCUGCUGUCUGUAAAACCAGAUGUUUAAAUGAGGGUCUCUUGAAGGUAACAGGCAGCUGAUCUCCACUUUGACUUAAAUUUCCUCUUGUGUCCUUAGCAAAUCUUCUCUUCCCCUUUCUCUCUAAAGCUUGGGAUCAUUCCCUGCUGCUUCCUUGCUGCCAUAACAGCUUGUGGGCCAAAGCCCUUUCCCUAAGGCAGAUGUAGCAUUUUGAUGAUUGCUAGGCCAGGCUAGCCCUUCCCUUUCCUGGAGAAUGUGCUAGCUGCUCUUACCUCCUUUCCUGCAGCCCAGGCUUGCUGCUUUGUGACACAAGGCCUCUGUUAACCACUGGCCUGGCACCAGGAAGUUCUCUUCAGCCCAUUUCCCCCACCCCUUACAGCAGCUGCAUUUAUCCUAACCCAAACAGGGCUUGGAAGCAGCAAGUCUGACCAUCUUUAUGAAGCUUGCCUGCCAGGUGUAAUAGGACUGCUACUAAUUUUAAAUACCUCCAUUACUGCCUUGGGGGGAGACUCUACAAGCUGUGACUGAAGAAUUCCUGCUUGGUUCUAGAGCUGCUUACUAAACAGUGGGAGUUUAAUGUUCUUAAGGCUGCACCAUUAGCCUUGGAGGGGGGCUCAUCCCUUGGUGUGGGCAGCUGCGUAAUGGUUCAGUGGGUCUGUAAGUGUAGGAGUGAGUUUUAAAUUAAAUAAUUUAAUGAAACUCAGUGUAAUGUGUAUUUAAUGCCACAUUCACAAUGCUCUGGCUGAGGCCUCUUCUCAGGCUUCUGGGGGCAGCUGUACUCACGCUCUGCUGACAGGGGCUGUGUUAGAAGCUCUGUCAUGUGGCUUCUUUAGGGGAACUCCCUGCUUGUGUAGCCACUCUCAAAUUCCCUAACCCCUGCAGGAGCGGGGGGGCACUUGAGCUGUGCUAAAAAUAGGCCUGUGCAAUGAUUAUGCAUUUCUUGGCUCUUCAGGAUAGCGACUUGCUCUAGGCAGAGCAUGGUGGGGGGGAAGAGCUGCAUUUCCUAUCUCUCCCUGGGGAGAGGAAACCCACCCCCUUCUUAGGCUGAAACAUCCUGGAUGGGCAAAGGGUGAGGUGAGGCCUCUCCCCAGCAGCAGGAAAGCCCCCCCACACACACACACACUUAGCACUCCCCAGCCCCAGAAAGUCAGCUGCCAUCAGUGAAAAACACUUUAUUCCAUCUUCCCACAAUGAUAAAUGGGCAUUUAAAACAUUCAGUUGCAGGUUAGAAACUGGGGCUGCAACUCACCUACCCAGUGUGGCUAUCAGAUACCACUUCCCAGAACAGGUGCACUGGGGAAGCAACAACCUGAGACUGUUUACAUCCCCAGUCUUGCUUUGCUGGUGUGUACACAAAGAAAACAGCUCCAUCCCCUCCAAUCCCUGCACUGCUGCUUCAGUGGCAGAAGCAGGCUGAAGCCUGGCCCUUCCUUGGAAAGCUAGCUGCCAGGUGGUUUUGAGCAGACACCACCAGGCUGUGCUCUGACCAGAGUACCUUCUGCCAGACCAGGUGUUGUGCUGGGGAAAUAGAGUAGGGCUGCUCAGCUUCCCCCUCUUUGCUCAGGCCCCAGAGCAAAGUCAUUCUAGGAAGCUGUUUCAGCAGCAGUUGAAGAGCUGACCAACCUCCUGAUCUGGGCCAUCUCCUCAUUGCAGAUGGUACCCAAAGAUCAGACCCUCCUGCACUCCUAACAGAAUCCCCUUUAGCUUGCUGGGGGAGGGGUAAGGCACAGCCCCUAACUUAGCAGGAGAACUCUCAAGCUUCAUAUACAAGUCAGUUUACAAGAAGUUUAGUCCUGCACUUUGGCACCAGGCUCACCCAGCAGCAGAAAUGGAAGGCAUCACAGGAACCCCAUUACCCAGCACAGAAGCAGAACUGCAGGUGCAGUCACAAGCAACUGCUGGCCCAGGAACUGAACCCUACUGAGCAAGGUGGCAGCUGGAGAUUAAGAUACCUGAUACAAAAGUGAGGUGGCACUUCAGGGAAUCUGAGCCAGCAGGGUUAGUAAAGGCACCAGGGGCAGAGCUGAAGUUACACUGAUGUAGCCAUGGGCAGGGUUUGGGGGUGUUUAAAACUCACCAUGCUGUCUCAGCCAC
Messenger RNA from Chelonoidis abingdonii (Abingdon island giant tortoise), 4121 nucleotides. RefSeq names its product thymidine kinase 1 (gene TK1). Lineage: Eukaryota; Metazoa; Chordata; Testudines; Testudinidae. Gene Ontology annotation, molecular function: ATP binding; thymidine kinase activity. Gene Ontology annotation, biological process: thymidine metabolic process. The record is from RefSeq and is a predicted model, not a curated record.